Messenger RNA from Nerophis lumbriciformis (worm pipefish), 12706 nucleotides. Its product is annotated as intermembrane lipid transfer protein VPS13B-like. The record is from RefSeq and is a predicted model, not a curated record. Lineage: Eukaryota; Metazoa; Chordata; Actinopteri; Syngnathiformes; Syngnathidae.
GACUAUAUAUCUCCGAGGCAAAAAAGUUACAAUGACUUCUUUUAACGAGUUAGCUUAGCCUCUCUGACCAGUACAGUGCUGGUCUCAGCCAAGGAUGACAGCUCCAAGCUAGGCUAACAACACACAACUAGUUUACAGAAGAGGAGCAAGAUGUUGGAGUCCUACGUCACACCACUCCUGAUGAGCUACGUGAACAAAUAUAUCAAGAAUUUGAAGCCAUCUGAUUUGCAGCUGUCUCUCUGGGGAGGAGAUGUAGUGCUCAGCAAAUUGGACCUGAAGCUGGAUGUGCUAGAACAGGAAUUGAAACUUCCAUUUACAUUCUUGAGUGGUCAUAUCCAUGAGCUGCGUAUUCAUGUACCGUGGACAAAGCUGGGUUCAGAGCCUGUUGUCAUCACCAUCAACACCAUGGAGUGCAUCUUUAAGCUGAGGGAUGGAGACCAGGAUGACCAUGAGAGUGGUUCUACCUCAACAAGUCGCAGUGUCUCAGAAAGUUCCAAGGCUACAGGCAAGCCCCGCCGCCUCCAACAAGCUGCCCCCAGCGACCCCGACCUGCCCCCAGGUUAUGUUCAGAGCCUGAUCAGACGUGUGGUGAAUAAUGUGAAUGUUCUGGUGAACAACCUAAUACUGAAAUACGUUGAGGAUGACAUCGUGUUGUCAAUCAACAUUACAUCAGCAGAUUGCUUCACUGUUGAUGAUCUGUGGGAAAGAGCCUUCAUGGACAUCACAGCUCCAGAAUUGGUUCUUCGGAAAGUGAUCAACUUUGCUGAUUGCACCGUUUGCUUGGACAAGCGGAAUGCAAGUGGCAAGAUUGAGUUCUACCAGGACCCUCUGCUGUACAAAUGCUCCUUCAGAACACGUCUUCAUUUUAGCUACGACAACAUCAAUUCCAAGAUCCCAUCUGUCAUCAAAAUCCAAACCAUGGUGGAUAGCCUGAAGUUAUCAAUUACAGAUCAGCAACUUCCCAUGUUCAUCCGGAUUUUAGAACUGAUUAUCGCGCUUUACUACGGAGAAAUUGGAGGACACAGAGAAGCAGACCGAGAAGAAAGCAUCUGUCAUGUCAGGGAAGCUGGAACAAAUGUACCUGGGAUGGAUGUGGACAUAGAGAACCAGGGUCCAGGGCAGUACUCAAAUCCAGAGUUUUACAUGGACUCAGACAUGUCUGCAGAGAAUUACCAAGGAUGGGUCUCUUGGGCUUGGUCCUUCGUUCCAGCCCUAGUAGGCUCAGAGGAGGGGGAAGAAGGUCUUUUCUUGCAGGGAGAGACUGGAGGCGUCCCAAACAAUCCCCAACAACACACACUUAAGGAUCCCAUUGUGUCCAUUGGGUUCUACUGUACUACAGCUUCUCUUACAUUUAAGCUGACAGAGUGCCAGGCAGAAAGCAGCUACUACAGCCCUCAGAAGGUGAAGUCAAGAGAAGUUAUGUGCCUGGUACAAGAAGGAAUAACCAUUGAGGUACUGUUAAUGGGGGAGCCCUUCUUUGACUGUCAGAUUGGCGUUGUGGGUUGCCGGGCUCUUUGCAUGAAAGGCAUCAUGGGAGUACAGGAUUUUGAAGAAAACAUCAACCGAUCUGAAGAGGAUGCAGUGUUCUUCAGCUGUGGGGACAACCUCAGCAGCAAAGGAAUGACCUACCUAACCAACUCUCUGUUUGACUACCGCAGUCCAGAGAACAAUGGCGUCAGAGCAGAGUUCAUCCUGGAUACUGUUACUCACAAGGAGACCUACACAGAGAUAGCAGGCAUGCAGCGCUUUGGUGCUUUUUACUUGGAUUACCUCUACACAAUGGAGAACAGCAGCGGCAAAGAUUUUCAGGACUCGUCUGCAGGGAUCAUAGAAGACAUAGUGCCUACUGUUCAAGAGAUAUCUAUCAAGAGACUGGUGGUGGGACCUUUAGAUAUCAAGUUACACAGUAGCGCUGUGCAUCGCAUUAUCAAAAUGAUUAUAUGUGCCAUGGACCAUGAGUAUGAGCCUUACUGUAAACCACAGCAAGAAAUUGUUGAGGAAAGUCGUUCUUCAGUGAAUCCAGAGGAGAUCUCAAGAUUAGAAGAAUUUAUUCCCACCAGACUCACUUGUCUCACACUGCUCCAAGUCUCCAUCACUGUUUCUAUGGCUGAAUUCAACCUUCUUCACACACUAAUUCCUCUCAUCAUUGGAGGCAAGGUUCCACCAGGCCCAGUCAACGUAUCCGCCUUUCGGCCGAUGCGCCCCUUACCCUCAGCACAGUUCCAGGUGGAGCGGAUAAAAGUGGAACACUCUGUGCCCAUGUAUGCUCCAGAGUUGGUCAGCAUUGUCAGUGCUCUCAGCCAGCCUUCUGACAACCUUCUACAUCACUGCUAUGCACACUUUUACCUCAAGGUGUCUGGGUUCCAGGCAGGCCUUACAUGCCAAGAUAGCACUGGGGGAUUCCUUCCACUGAUCCCAGUCAUUCCCUCUUUUAGCACAGCGCUUUAUGGGAAGAUGAUCCAGAUGCCUGCAUACUGGAGUAAAAUGUAUUCGGUACCCACCACAGAGUGUAUUCUGGAGCUUCCCUACUUUGCAGUGCAGGCCACAAGAGCACAGACACAUCUGCUCCAAGCAAUCUGCCAAAGUUGGACCCAUGGCACGUUAAGCGGUGCAACCCUAACGCUCAACGAAAGCCUGAUCAAUGAAGUGUACAAAGCUCCAGGUGUGAAAUCUCUGGACCAGUCACCGACUCUUGAAGGCUCGCUCCAAAAUCUUGAGCUGAAGUUCUGCAGCCGUGCAACGGUGAAAUGCGCCUCUGGAACUGUGGGAGCUGUAAAAGUGUGUGCCAGGACCCCAGGCUCACUCGAGGGGGUAAAGGAGAGUCUGGUUCCUCUGAUCCAGGGACCAUCUGACACAAAAGAACUUCAUAUGAGACGAUGGCUAAAUGAGAUCCGCAAGCCCGAAUCACUUUUGGCCCCUGACCUACUGACAUUUUCUGUUCAAGUGCCACAGCAAAGCGACAAUUGCAGGAACUCAGGUGCAGUUCUGUUGGCUCGUGUUCAGGGCAUCGCGAUCAAUGUGGACCCCAUCUUCUGCACAUGGCUGCUGUAUCAGCCUCAUCGAGGGAGCAACAGGCAGCAGCAACAGAAUCCAGGCCCAGUUCCCUUGACAAAGCGAAGAGAGGAUGACAUCUCAUUAGGGAGCACACCAUUGGUCCAACAGACUUCCAAUCAAGCCUCUGACUAUGCUAGCAGCCCUGUCAAAACCAAAACUGUUACAGAAUCACGCCCCCUUUCCAUUCCACUGAAAGUGAUGCCGGACACCACAGUGUCGUCAUUGACAAGCUCAGAGGAGAGAAUGAAGGAGCUCAUUGCUCAUGCCUGGGAUGCUGUUAAACGCCUUACACUGCAGUUGGAGUUACAGUCCUGUUGUGUGUUCCUGCCCAAUGACAGCCUUCCAUCACCAAGCACUAUUAUCUUUGGUGACAUCCCUGGUACUGUGCGGAGCUGGUACCACAACCAAGCAUCAAUGCCAGGAACCCUUGUGGUCUGCCUGCCCCAGAUCAGUGUUGUCAGUGCUGGGCAUAAAUACAUGGAGCCUUUGCAGGAGCUCCCAUUUGUGGUCUCCAAGCCCAUUCUAGAAGAAGGUGAUGCUUUUCCAUGGACAAUAUCCCUGAGUCAGUUCAGCGUAUACACUCUGCUGGGGCAGCAGCGUAGCCUUAGCCUCGUCGAACCGAUGGGGUGUACCUCCACACUUGCAGUCACAUCCCAUAAGCCUCCAAACUGUCCAGAAGGAAGGCACUCUUUUGUUGUAUGCCUCCAUGUUGAUCUUCAGCCAGUCCGAGUCAAGUGCUCCAACCCUCAGAUUCAGCUGUCCUAUGAGCUCUUACUGAACUGGACUUCUACCUGGGCUCGUCUCCAAAAGCAGGGCAUUUUACGUCAGACCACCAGUAUACCAGAGCCCCCCACUGGUGCCACUCCAUCCUCUCCAGUCCGCAGCAGCGCUGGUACAGCCGUGCCAGACACGAGCACCUACAGCCCCUCUGCAGAUGUCGGCUCCCCUACUGAGGGUGAUUCAGUACCAGCAGGUGAUGAGGGUCCCUUUGCCGACCCCGUUACCUUGGAGCAGAAAACUAGCAGCAUCGGUGGCACGAGUGGGAAAGUCAGCCUUUGGAUGCAGUGGAUGUUACCCAAGGUCAUCGUGAAACUAUUUGCUCCUGAUCCAACUACAAAAAAGACAGAAGUCUGCAUGGUCAGUGAACUAGAGGACCUGAGUGCCUCAGUAGAUAUCCAGGAUGUUUACACAAAGAUCAAAUGUAAAGUUGGCAGUUUCAACAUUGACCACUACAGAUGCAGUCUGGAGGAGGGUGUUCGGACCAGCUGUGGAGGAGUGGUCCUGUCUUGCACUGACAAGCUGAACAGACGCACUGUGUUGGUUCGACCGGUCAGCAAGCAAGAUUCUUUCAGCCACAUCUCUGGCUUUUUCUCUCCUACGGCAGCCAAGGUGCUGGAAGGCUCUCACCAGCAGCAUGGCUUCUUGUCCAUUACCUACACACAGGCUGUCACCAAAAAUGUUCGUCAUAAACUCACCACACGGCCCGAGCGGCCAACACGCAGCGGUACAACCACUGCCAGUCAGCGUGUUACUGCGGAUCCGCUGGCAGACGGUUCCCCUCAAUACCUGAGAGAAAUCCUUCUGACAGCCCAGCCCUUUGACGUUGUGCUCUCAUGUCCGUUAUUAACCACCAUAGUUGGAAUAUUUCAGACGACAGUACCAAGGCGCUUCAAAGACCGUGGGAAGUCAGCAGGCCAGCCUACGAGAAGCCACACACUGACCUCUCGAUGUUUGCCUCUCAUUUACAUCAACACGAGUCUAAUCAGGGUCAUCUGCCCUGGAGCACCAGACAAAACAGAAGAUCUCCAUGCAAACAAAGAAGACACAUUGGUGCUUAAGUUGGGUUCCCUCAGCAUGGCUCCUCAGGCUGAUAACCCCCUUACCCGCACGGUGCUUCGCAAAGACCUCUACAAGCACGCAUUGAACCUUGGUAUCCUUCGCGACCCUGGCUCAGAGGUGGAGGAUCGUCAGUACCAGGUCGACCUCCAGUCCAUCAACAUUGGGACAGCUCAAUGGGAGCAACUCAAACCGGAGAAGGAGGGAACAAAAGGAGGCGCAUCAGCGGACAGUGAGAGAAACUCCCAGAACCCGGCGCUAGAAUGGAACAUGUCCAGCAGCAUAAGGAGGCACCAGGAGCGCCGCGCCAUCCUGACACCCAUUGUGACUGACUUCUCGGUCCGUGUAACUGCUGCCCCUGCCAUCAUCUUCAGCAAGAAUCUUUCCCCUGAUAUUGGACAAGCAGAGGACUUAGUGGUAUGUGGCCACUCUCUGGAAGUUAACGUGACCAGCAGUUUGGAUUUCUACCUCAGCAUUGCUCAGGUGCACCUCCUUCAUCAGCUUCUGAAGGACAAUUUGGUGGCCAUGGGAGCUACUGUGCAAGGCACUGAGAUGCAUCAACGUGAGCAGAAGUAUGGCAGUCGAGGCUCUUUGUCAGGCAUCGACUCUUCGUCUCGUCACAGUGCGACCGGACAAGACAGUGGAUUCGGUAGUGAUAGCGCUCGCAUCCGUAUCAUCCAGAUCGAGCACCAGAGUGGGACCAGUCACCACUGCAUAGCGAGACCCUCAUACAAGUCCACUAUUACCAAAAACCUCAACUUUAUCCCUUUCGACAUCUUUCUUACUGCUAGUAGAGUGUCUGUCAUGGCCUAUGCGUGCUCGAGCCCCCCCAGAAUCCAGUCGUCGUCAUCAGACAGCAAACAGGACAAGAAAGAGACUGAGGAAAAGGUAGGAAAGAGUGCUCUCAACCAGCCUGAAACCCUGUCCGAGUCUCUUCCAGCCUCAACAUUGGCGUCUCCUGGCCCUGAUCCUGCUGCCCCAGUUACACUAACAGACCUGACUGCUGAGGACAUCCUUAACUGCAAUGUUUCCCAGCCAGCCUCUCCACUGCUGAGAGGAAGUCUGCUCUCCCUAAACUCCCUGCCAACCCCCAGCCGCUCCUCAGCUCGCCAAGCGCUGGGGGUGACAAUUGUAAGGCAGCCCGGUAGAAGAGGGGCCCCAGACCAGGUGCUGGAACCGCUGCUGUACCUGCAGGUGAUGCAACCUUCUGCUCUGCUCAGUUGCCACCAUCGCAAGCAGAAAAUGGAGUUGUCUGUGUUUGAUGUGGCCUUACGAGGAGUGGCUUCAGACUACAAGUGCCUAGACCAAGGGAAGACUUUGCCCGAAACACUGGAUUAUAAUGUAAUCUGGCUCCAAACAGCAGCUGGUGAAGUGGACAGUGAAACCGGCAUCCCUCCACCUCUGCUGUGCCUCCAGAUUAAAGAUUUCUUCAAUGGACCAGCGGAACUCAGUUUGGAGCUGUCUCGCCCCUUGAAAGUCAACCCAACGCUGGUCAAAUUGGAGCAGGCCAAAGCCUACCUGAAGAAACUUGUGCCAAACCACAUGUGGAACACCUCGAGUAAACCAGCUUCCACUUCCGCGACCCCUCAGUCGUCUCCUGCCAAGAUGCCGCCCAGGGCCUUCACCCCUUCCCAUCAGAGCCAUGGCCUCAGCAAAGCCAGCAGCAUUGACGCCUUGGCUCUGUCCUUCCCCAAGGUCUCUCUCCACACUACCCAGAUUGUGGUCGUCAUGGAGACGGAGGCCCAUCCGAUGACGCCCAGCGUGACUGUGUCUGUGUCAUCUAUGACAGGAAGUCUAAACUUGAAGUCGGGCCUAAGGAUCGAGGAUGCAGUUCAAUCCGCUUCUGUGCAGUUGGAGCUGCAAGAUGUGCUGGUAAGAACUGGACUGAAGGAGCAAAGCCAUGUCCUACUGGGGCCUUUUUCCUGCAGUAGCUCACUGGAGGCUCGGUGGUGUCGGCACAGUGGCAGUCCUGGACCUGAGCCUGGUGCCCCUAAACUGCUGCUGGACCUGAAAGGAGGCCUGCUGCAGGUGUUUUGGGGACAAGAACACUUAAAUUGCCUGAAGCUGGUUGAGGAGCAUCUAAGAGCAUAUUACACUACCCAUAGAGGGGACACGGUUGACAAUGUCCCCAAAGCCAAAUCCUGCCAGACCCAGCCACCACCCUCUCCAGGCACUCUAUGUCCUCGCUCAGAACACAGCUCUGAUGACCUGCGGACAGGACAGUUCCAGUACAUCCAGGACUCAGCCUCCCGGAGGUGGCCAGGGCCCCAUGAGGUGGUGUUCUACAGUGAGACAGAAGACAGUCCAGGGCUAAUGGUUUGGAGGUACCCUGAACCUCGUGUCCUCACCUUCGUCAGGAUAACGCCUGUCCCUUUCAACACCACAGAAGACCCGGAAAUCAGUACAGCUGACCUUGGGGACGCCUUACAGGUACCAUGCAGCCUUCAGUAUUGGGAUGAGCUCCAGCAGGCCUUUGUUCCAUACCGGGAAUUUAGCCUGUCGGAGAGCAGCUCCUGUCAGCUGCAACUUCCCAGCCUCAGCCUCGUUGAUCAACAUAAAGAGCUGGUGGCUUCAGAUUUGUGGAGGAUUGUACUCAAUAGUAACAACGAGGGAGAUGAGCAGAGUUCAGAUAGUGAGUCUGGCUCCCAGCUGCCAUGUGAUCAGCUGGUAUCUCCCAUGGCUCUUGCGGCGUGCACUCGUGUUGACUCCUGCUUCGCGCCUUGGUUUGUCCCUUCGCUGGGCGUGUCCCUGCAGCUAGCGCAUGUCCAAGUUCACCUCUGCCACCAUCUAGAACAACUGGGAACAGCUCCACCUCAAAAGCUCCGUCCUUUCCUGCCAGAUAGGAAAAUACCUCAGAAACAGGAGUUCAUGGUCGUUGGUGGUGUGGAGCCACAGAUCUUCCUGCGCCAGUGGACCAAUGGACCACGACAUUGUCAGGAGUUUAACUUUUCCACCCAGCUCGACUGCAAGCUGCUGGAGUAUCGAAACCUAACACACAUGCAGGUUCUGCAGCCCUGUAUCAUACAGGGCCAGGCCACAGCCAACUGCUGCCCCCAAAGUACCGUGUGGGAUGCGAACGUGUUUGUGGAUCCUAUAUUUGCCACAAUCAGUCAGUAUGCCAUCCACACGUUGGACACUGCUCUUCAAAGCUGGAAACAGAAUGGAAACCCAGAGGCCGAGGAACUGGUUUACAGCCACUAUGUCAUCUGUAAUGAUACCCAUGAGACGCUGCGCUUCGGCCAGGUGGAUACAGAUGAGAACGUGCUCCUGGCCAGCCUCCACAGCCACCAGUACAGCUGGAGAUCUCACAAAUCUCCCCAGCUGCUCCACAUCUGCAUCGAAGGCUGGGGGAACUGGCGCUGGUCCGAGGCCUUCAAUGUGGACAAUGUGGGGACCCUGCUCAGGACCAUCGAGGACAAAGGUCGCACGGCCUCACUCAUCAUCAAGGUGGUGCAACUUAACGGUGUCCAGAAACAGGUGAUAAUCUGUGGACGGCAGGUAAUGUGCAGUUACCUGAGCGAGGCCAUUGAAGUGCGGCUGGCACAGCACUAUGUUGGAACUAAUGGUCAGACAGUGGUCAGAGAACACUGUGACUGCCUGGAGGCCGGAGCUAAGUUGCCAUCCUAUGUUCUGGAGGAUGCCGAACUGACAGAGCUCUGUGUGCGGGCCAGAGGAGAUGAUGACUGGUCCCAGGAUGUGCAGCUUGAGAGGAAGGAAAAGGGCAAAGUUGUCCAGGUGCCGUGUUCUGAUGGUUCUUUGCUCUUUGUGUGGUGUAACCUCAUCACUAUUGAACCUGAUUCCCAUAUGCAACAAAGAGUGGUUGCCUUUAGUCCACUGUUUGUCAUGAGGAGCCAUUUACCAGAGCCAGUAAUCAUCCAUAUAGAGAAGAGGAGCCUUGGACUGCGAGAGAGCCAGCUGGUACCAGGACAGGGCCACCAAGAGCCCCUGUUCAACACUGAGGCUGACCUCAUCCACCAUCUCACUUUUCAGGCCAGGGAAGAUAAAGAUGCCUCCCAUUGUGCUGUACCGAUCUCCACCAGCCUCAUCAAACAGAUAGUGGACAAGAAUGGAAAUGAGAACAACGUAGAACACAUCCUGGCUGAUUUCUAUGGUCCAAAGACCUCCAGCGAGCCACCAUGGCCUUACAUCUCCAAAGACACUGACAGUUCAGCACUGGAGGCCCUUGCCCAGUGGGACAGUCCUAUGCAGGUGAAGUUAUCAUGCUGGAAAUUGGGCCUGAGCACACUGCUGGUGGAGCUGCUACCCUGGGCCCUGUUGGCUAAUCACUCCCAGUGGGACCUGUGGCUUUUUGAGGGGGAGACUAUCGUACUGCAGAUACCAGUCGGCAAGGUCAUGGUACCGCCUAACUUCAAGGAAGCCUUCCAGCUGGGCAUCUAUUGGGCUCAGACCAACACAGUCCACAAGUCUACUGCACUGAAACUAGUCCAUGAUCUGACCUCACCUCGAUGGAAGGAGGGCACAGAUUCGGAGGUUGUAAUCUUGGAUGAGGAAGGAUUUGUGCAGGCAGACAUCAGAUUGGGAGCUUUCCCUGGAAGGCAGAAGCUGUGUCAGUUCUGUGUGUCAUCUACGGUCAAAAAUGGCAUCCAAAUCCUCCAGAUUGAGGACAGAACAAUCCUCGUCAACAACACUCCUCACACAAUACACUAUAGACCUUUGCUGACUGACCACAGGCUGGGAAACGAUAACCAGGCCUGUGCCAUACCAGAGACAGCAGCCUUCACUCUGACUCCAUGUGAAGUCUCCUCUGCAGCCAAACCCUGCUCAGUGCCAUGCUGGGACCUUCUCCAAACCAGCGACCAAGGGAACGUGGAGUUCCCCCUGCCUUUAAAAUGCCUGCUUUUCAGCUCGUUAUCAAGGCCUGACGCCAGAGUCGGGUCCACUGCAUGGAGCCUUCCCACUCCCGUCCGAGCAGACUUCCCCAGGCAGAGUGUGUCGGUUCCUGGAGAGAACAGCCUGAGCACCAGCGCUGUCGUCCUGACGUACCAGGAGCACCUUGGGGUGACGUUCAUUACUCUCAAUGAGGAUCCUUGUCCUCACAUGCUGGUGCACAACAAGUGUCCUGUCCCACUCUUGCUUAAGGAGAAUGUCAAAGAAACGCCAAAGACUGAGGUGUUCUGUUGUCCUCUUCCUGCAAAUUGUUCCGUACACCAUGAGCUCUACCACCACUUUUCUAGUUUCCCCGACUGCAGGCAGAGAGAAGCCCUGCCAACUCUGCUCCUGAAAACAACGAAAGAUGCCAUCACCACAGACUGGACGGAGCCCAUUGACAUUAAUAGUCUUGGUACUCAGGUGGUGUUCUUGCCUGGCUUUGGCUGUCUCUACGUUGAUGUGGGUUAUGAGAAGGGAACUGUGGUUCUGUCUCUGUCAGCAGAGGGCGGUGUGGAUGCUGUAAUCAACCACCACAGGUCCACCAAGCUGUCCUUCAGUGUCCUCCUUAGCGAGGCCAGCGUGUCGUUGAGUGAUGACAUCACGAGCCCCUCCGGUUCUGUGGAGCUGCUGAGGCUCACAUUGACCAACGUGCUCCUCAGACUGGCCCCGGCACCCACCUCCCUGCCCCCCGAGGUGACCAGGGAGCCUGGAGCAGCUGCGGCGUCCAUCUUGACUCUUAUGCCCGACGCCUCUCUGAUUGAGGUGUACUGCUUGUCCCUGCAAGUGGACAACCAGCUGUACAACCGUGCGAGCUUCCACUUCCCCGUACUGCUGUGCCAGGAGCAGAAGGGGGCGGGUCCGCUCGGGAAUCAGUGGAGUAACCAUGACAACCCCUCUGACACUCCGGAACUCCUGGAGGAGUUUAAACGAUUUUGUUUCCUCCGGUUGACGCUGAUCUUGGCUGGGGACAGAUGCGCUGUGGAGGAGGUCAACUUCCAGGUGCAGCCUGCAAGAGUCUAUCUUGAGGACACAUUUGUUUACUAUGUAAAAACCUUGUUUCACACCUUCAUCCCCGCCUCCGCCAUGACCUCAGUGAAGCCUCAGAGGUGUAAAGAGCUGGGAUCAGAACCCAUCCUUCCUGAGCAGGUACUUCAGUCCAUACAGGCGCUGGUCCAGCCUGUGCGUCUGCAGAAAUUGACUAUCCAGCCGGUCAACCUGCUGGUCAGCAUCCACGCAUCCCUGAAACUCUACAUCGCUUCAGACCACACACCGCUGGCCUUCUCCCUGUUCCAGAGAGGACCUCUCUGCACUACAGCCAGACAGCUGGUCCACGCUCUGGCUAUGCAUUACGCUGCUGGGGCCCUCUUCAGAGCUGGAUGGGUCGUCGGGUCUUUAGAGAUCCUGGGCAGUCCUGCUAGCCUGGUACGCAGCAUCGGUAACGGCGUGUCCGAUUUCUUCCGUUUACCGUAUGAGGGUCUGACCCGAGGGCCUGGUGCCUUUGUCAGCGGUGUCUCCAGAGGGACCACUUCCUUUGUCAAGCACAUCUCAAAAGGCACCCUGACGUCCAUCACCAACUUGGCAACCAGCCUGGCCAGAAACAUGGACCGUCUGUCCCUGGAUGAGGAGCACUACACCAGGCAGGAAGAGUGGAGGCGGCAGCUCCCAGAGAGUCUGGGAGACGGACUCAGGCAGGGGCUGUCACGACUUGGCAUUAGUUUGUUGGGAGCAAUAGCCGGCAUCGUGGACCAGCCCAUGCAGAAUUUCCAAAGGAACUGGGACAUGCAGAGCUCAGCUGGUAGCAAAGCCAAAGGUGUCAUCUCUGGCAUGGGGAAAGGAAUUGUGGGAGUUUUCACCAAGCCAAUAGGAGGAGCAGCCGAACUGGUGUCCCAAACUGGAUAUGGGAUCCUCCAUGGCGCAGGACUGUGGCAGCUUCCUAAACAACUUUAUCUGCCAACCGAGGAGAAAUCAGCUGAGGCCCCCAACAGCCAUCUUAAAUAUGUUUGGAAAAUGCUGCAGUCUUUGGGGCGGCCGGAGCUGCACAUGGCCCUGGAUGUGACCAUUGUGAGCGGCUCAGGCCAGGAGCACGCGGGCUGUCUGCUGCUCACCUUGGAGGUGCUCUUCGUGGUCAGCCUGAGCGAGGACACGCAGCAGCAGGCCUUCCCAGUCACGGAGGUGGAGUGUCAGGAGGAGGCGGGGCAGCUCACCCUCACGUUACAGCAGCACACAGUAGCCACCGACUCAGAGGGUGACGGCGGCGUUCGAGAGCGUCUAUCAGAGCAGCAGUAUCAGCGUCUGGUGCAGUACGUGAAGCGAGCAGCCAACUAUUUUCCUGCCUCUGCUGCAUCCCCGCAGCUGCAACCUCAAGUGACGCUUGCAGAACGUCCCGCGUCCGUCACCAAGUCGUACCGCUACCUGGUUGACCCCACCUUCGCCAAGGUAUUUGUCAGCAAGUUCACCAUGGUAAAGAAUAAAGCCUUGAGGAUCGGAUUCCACUGAUACGUUCGCACAUGAUCAAGAUGUACAUUUUACCUUACUGUACAUAUUGAUACACAGCUACAAAUAAUUUUGUACUCAUCCUUGUCUGCUGAUAAACUUUUUUCAAAGAGUUUAUAUUUUGUACCAGUAAAAAACUAAUCACAGCAGUUUUUAUGUAUAGCUUGUAAAGAAAAGUACUUAGUAUAUAUAUAUAGCAACAGGAGUAUAUACUGUAUGUAUAUACAGUAGAUUGUAAUGUUGAAUGAAGCCAAACUCCAGCUGCCAACCAAAGUGAUGUAAUGAACAAGUUUCACGGUAACUUUGUGCCAAUCCUUCAUAUUGUUUUUGCCUUUUCUACACUUGCCUAACCUCUGGACUCUGUAAGGUUUCACUAACAUAACUUUAAAAUAAUAUAUUUAAAGAAUAUUUUAAUUAAAAAUUGAGAACAUUA